Carica papaya (papaya) is the source of this 1486-nucleotide messenger RNA. Its product is annotated as transcription factor MYB35-like. The record is from RefSeq and is a predicted model, not a curated record. Lineage: Eukaryota; Viridiplantae; Streptophyta; Magnoliopsida; Brassicales; Caricaceae.
CGUUUUCUCCAUUUUCAUUUGAUUUCUUCAUUUCUCCAAUCUGGUCUCUUCAUAUAUAUACACACACACACACGCACGCACGCACACAAAUCUUUUUCAGACCAAACCAAAGUUAAAAUGGGACGCCAUUCCUGCUGUCUCAAGCAAAAACUCCGGAAAGGCUUGUGGUCUCCUGAAGAAGACGAGAAACUCUUUAAUUACAUCACCAGAUUUGGCGUUGGUUGCUGGAGUUCUGUUCCCAAGCUAGCUGGCUUACAGAGAUGUGGAAAGAGUUGCAGAUUGAGAUGGAUAAACUACUUGAGACCUGACCUUAAGAGGGGUAUGUUUUCCCAGCAGGAGGAGGAUCUAAUAAUCAGUCUCCAUGAGGUUCUUGGAAACAGAUGGGCUCAAAUCGCAGCGCAGUUGCCUGGAAGAACAGAUAAUGAGAUUAAGAACUUCUGGAAUUCCUGUCUGAAGAAGAAGCUAAUGAAGCAAGGCAUUGAUCCAACCACACACAAGCCACUUAUAAACAACUAUAAUAAUAUUCAAGUGAAACAAGAGAAGGAUUGUACGGACCAAACAUCACACUCCACUCUCAUCAAACCUUUCACUAAUUCACACGAACCAGCAUUUCUUGUCAACAACGAUUCAACUACUAGUAAUUAUCAACAAGACGCAUUAAGACAAGAUCAGCAGUUUUUGAUGAACAAACCGGUGGUGGCGUAUGAUCCUCUAUCCUACUUUGACUUACCUGAUGUUCCAAUAACAGGGUAUACUACUAUUUCCAGUUAUGUUCCUCAAAAUCAACCUACGAUUUUAAGAUCAGUAGCAUUUGAUCAUACCCAGUUUGAGACAAGCUCCAACUUCACCUUCAGUUCAAUGCCGAGUUUAGUUAACUUUCAUGAUUAUGGAAACAUGUCCGGGACAGAAUUCUCUGAUAAUUCUUUCCUGUUGAAUGAAGCAAAGGAGAGUUCAAGCAACAGCUCAAACAUCACUACUACUACUACCACUGCAUUGACGAGCAAUAUGGUGGAAAAUAAUGGAGCUUUCUCAUGGGAAAACGACAACAAAUUAGACUGUAUGUUUCAGCCGAGUAAUUCAUGGCGUGAUCAAGAUGAACAGCUGCAAUCUCAGACUUGUGUAGAUUUAAGUAGCUUUCCGUUAGCAUCGUUGUCAGAAGAUCUAACAGGACCAAAUUUUGAUCGUGUCUUCCACCACAUAUGAGUACUGUAAAUUCAUUCCUUUCUUCCUUCUUUAAACACACACAGAUGUUGAUAGCACGUACAGGCAAUCCUAUUUGAAAGGUUUGAGAUGAGAUUGAUCUUUUUCCCUUUUUUCUUUUCCUUCUUUUUCUUCAUCUUUUAAAUUUUUAUAACCAGGUUUUUUCCAAAAAAACCAAAAGAUUACUUUGGCUGAUGAUCUAAUCUGUAUUCUCUUUUCUUUUCUUUUCUUUUUCUUUUUUUCUCUUUUUGCCCACUGUAUUCUUUUUCUGGUUUCUGUAUUUGUU